AUGUUGAGGACAUCAGUGUUGGUGGUCGUUGCUGUGAUAGCGAAUGCGCAGUAUGACCCGGCACAGCAGAUUGUUAUGUUUAAGCAAAAUACAAAGGGUCCCAUAGGAAUAAUGACGACCAGUUUCGGAGCACCAGUCGAGUACACAGAUGCCAGAAUAACAUUAAACAGAAAUCUGAUCCAUAACAAGUACUUCAUGGACACUUUGACUCACCUCGUCCGUGAGAGGAUCCCGGAAAGAGUGGUUCAUGCUAAAGGGGCUGGGGCUUUCGGCUACUUCGAAGUCACCAACGACAUAACAGACGUCUGCAACGCCAAGCUCUUCAGCACCGUCGGCAAGAAAACACCAGUAGCAACAAGGUUCUCCCUUGUUGUCGCCGAGAGAGGAGGCGUAGACACAUCCAGGGACGUCAGAGGAUUCGCGAUAAAAUUCUACACCGACGAUGGGAACUUCGACAUAGUAGGGCUAGACACGCCAGUAUUCGCUAACAAAGAUCCAGUGCUGUUCACAUCGUUCGCGAGGGCGCAAAAGAGAAACCCAGCCACAAACCUGCAAGAUGGUAACAUGCUCUGGGACUACAUAACAUUAAACCCUGAAACGUUGCAUAUUUUUAUGUCAGUUUUUUCCGAUCGGGGCAUCCCUGAUGGAUUUCGUCGUAUGCCUGGCUUUGGCAUUCACACCUAUGAGGUCUUGAACAAGCAUAACGUUAAACAUUUCAUUAGAUUCCAUUUUACUCCCGAUGCAGGUAUUAAGAAUUUGUUCACCGAAGACGCUAGGAAAAUAGCAGCAGAGGAUCCCGAUUACGCUACUAGAGACCUUUACAGGGCAAUAGGGAAUGGGGAGUAUCCCAGUUGGACAAUGGGUAUCCAGGUGCUGACGAUGAAUGACGUCAAAAAGGCCGGCUUUGAUGUCUUUGACGUCACUAAAGUUCUACCUCUAGAAAAGUAUCCUUUAAGGCCUGUCGGGAAACUGGUGUUGAAUAAAAAUCCGAUUAAUUAUUUCGCAGAGAUAGAGCAGUUAGCCUUCUGCCCGGGGAAUCUGGUCCCAGGAAUAUUGGGAGCUCCAGAUAAAGUGUUUGAGGCCCGCACUUUUUCUUACAGGGACGCGCAAUACUACCGGCUCGGUGCUAACUUUAACAAAAUACACGUCAAUUGUCCAAUUCAAUCUGCAGUGUACGCUUACAAUAGGGACGGUGAUCCUCCAACUAAAGAGAAUGGAAGAGACAGUCCAAAUUACUACCCAAAUUCGUUUAAUGGAGCUGUACCGUACGCAAGUAAAUGGAGAGUGGAUCUGGUAGAUAUUUAUCAAGAUGCUCCGAAUAACUUUGCUCAGAUGACGGAAAUGUAUGUCAACGAAUUAAGUAAGGAGGAACGUAGCCGGCUAGUCCAGAACAUUCUGUAUAGUUUAGGUCCAGUGGCUGGAUUCCUGCAGGAACGGGCAGUGAAGUUGUUUACAAUUAUCCACCCUGAUUUAGGCAGGAGAAUUGAACAAGGAUUAGCAUUUAAUAAAACGGUUGGUUGA
Molecule: messenger RNA, 1521 nt
Organism: Ostrinia nubilalis (European corn borer)
Lineage: Eukaryota; Metazoa; Arthropoda; Insecta; Lepidoptera; Crambidae
Product: catalase-like
Exons: 2
Coding region: 1-1521 (506 amino acids)
Biological process (GO): response to hydrogen peroxide; hydrogen peroxide catabolic process
Cellular component (GO): cytoplasm; mitochondrion; peroxisome
Molecular function (GO): heme binding; catalase activity
Source: RefSeq, a predicted model, not a curated record